UGGCCGGCCGGCGCCGGGGACUUUCUUCCGCCUGGCCAGACAGAUCCCUGUUUUUUGUUUUUCAAAAUUCAGAAAGCAUCUCCGAAUAUUUGCCCAGAAGAGUGUGAAACAUACUUUCCUGGUCUUUCUUUCACUUUGUUUUAUUUCUGUGUGGACGAACAAUGCGGAAAAUGCCGCGCGUCUAGCCAGGCAGAUAAGAAAACAGCUAUACCCGUCAGGCCCCCAACCCGGCGCCUCCAUAAAUGGCUCCGGCCUCGCCAUUUUAGUUCUUUUUGCGAAGUGGGCUCGUGGGUUGGUAGUAUGAGAGUUGUAAUGGCCCGACUGUUGAGUGAGGGGGAGCAGGGGAUCCCAACGGCUUGCGCUGCCUUUGCGCAGCAGCCGGCGGGGCCACGUCGCGGCCUGGCUGGGGUAGGAGAGGGCGGUUCCCAGUGUUGGGUGAACUACCGUUGCACACUGGAAUUUCUGGUGUCUCUGCUUGGAACUGACCUAGCUCGUGGCAGGGGGAACUCGGCUAGCGGCCCCACAGCCCCUGCUGACUCAUCACAACUGAGUUGUAAGACGUUCAUCGCCGUGUUAUCCUUGAGUAAAGAAGCGGGCUUUUGCCAUGUUGUCCAGGCUGGCCUCGACUCCUGGGCUCAAGCAGUCCUCCUGCCUCAGUCUCCCAAAGUGCUGGAAUUACAGGGAAUGAGCUCUGGAAGCCCAGCCAGGGACAAUGCACCUUCACAGAGAUUCUGCACUAAUCUGAGUGAAGGUCUAAGGUUUGGAACCUCCCCCUCAUGGAGAGAAGCUUUGUAUGGCUGUCAUGCUUAGACAGUGAUUCCUGCAACUUGACCUUCAGGCUGGGAGAGGUGGAGAGCCAUGCCUGUUCUCCUUCCUUGCUAUGGAAUUUGCUGACACAAUAUCUUCUGCCUGGUGCUGGGCAUAUCCUAAGAACUUACAACUUUCCUGUAUUAUCCUGUGUGAGCAGCUGUCGCCUUAUUGGGGGAAAAAUGCCUGAAAAUUAGGGGGCACUUCAAGUAGAUAGCUUCUAUUUCCUAUAUUUGUCUUAUAUACAAGUAUUUGCUUUUAUCAAAAUAAUUCCAAUAAAGCAUUUUAAAGUAAAGAA
Molecule: messenger RNA, 1105 nt
Organism: Pan troglodytes (chimpanzee)
Lineage: Eukaryota; Metazoa; Chordata; Mammalia; Primates; Hominidae
Gene: SNHG32
Product: small nucleolar RNA host gene 32
Source: RefSeq, a predicted model, not a curated record